CAGUCUUCAGUUUCCUCACAAGGUUCUAAUUUACAGUUCUUAGACAAUCUAAAGUCAGCUCCUUCUUCUCUCUUCUGCUCCUUCUCUCUCUCUCUCUCUCUCUCUCUCUCUCAGCAGCACCAAGUUCUUGAUGAGUGAUUUUGGGCGCAUGGAGGACUGGGAUUUGCAAGCUGUAGUAAGAGGGUGCAUAAAUGAAGCCCAGCCUACAAUCUUUGGGAACCCAAAAUCUUGUUUUGCUCCUCCUUGUGCUGUAGAAGAUGACCUUUUAAGUUUUCCUGAAAUCAGUGAAACCGCAACGGUUUUAGACGAACUGGAUAAGCUUUACAAGCCUUUGAUCUACCCUGUCUUGCAACCCGUUUCCUCACAAACCAUCCUUGCCAGCUCCGUAUCCGUUCCAAAAGAUAUCAAACAACCAGAAAAGAAGCCCAGUAUAAAAGAACCAAGAAGAAGCAGGAAGAAUCAGCACAAAAGGGUGGUCGAACAUGUGACAGCAGCCGAGGGACUUUGCUCAGAUAUGUGGGCAUGGCGGAAAUACGGUCAGAAACCCAUCAAAGGAUCCCCAUAUCCGAGGAGCUAUUACAGGUGCAGCAGUUCAAAAGGGUGUCCAGCAAGAAAACAGGUGGAACGGAGCCCUUUGGAGCCGGGAGUUUUCAUUGUAACCUACACUUCAGAACACAACCACACCCGUCCAACUCGCCGAAACUCCCUUGCUGGCAGCACUCGGAGCAAGUUCCCAACACCUAAAAGAAAAAACAAUUCUCCAAGUUCUUCCAAAGUCCUUUCUCCAACAACACCUUUGAUGGCAUCCAUCGAGGAUGAGUUUGUGCAAAGUGCGAGCUUGAAGAAAGAGGCUGAGCAAAUGGUGCAAGAAAAUGGAAAUAAUGGCACUUUCAAUAUGCCUGAUAUGAUAUUUGAUAGCGAUCUAUUUCCAAGCCUUGAGGAUUUUGACGAACUGGCCCCGGAACCGGCCAUGGAUGGUUGCUUUCUGGAUCAAUUAUUAGAUAACUUUCCUGUACCUUGGUUCCUCGAGAGAUCCACAGCCGUAAGUGAUGGUCACUGACACGAAGGGCCAUCUGCACGCAGACAUACUCAAGCUGUUGCAGUUCUCGCCACAGAUUGAAACUGUAAUUUUAUUUUUCCUUCUUUUUUCUCUCAUCCGUUCUUGUUUUGUAAUUUAGAGUCCAACUUGGCUAAAAUGGCCUUUCAGGCACGGGACAAAGUCGUACGUUUGUGAAGAAUGUAGGGUAUAUCAAGAAAUUAAGUUGGGUUGAACGAUCCGACUUAACCAAACAUUACUGUAGAUCUACUUAAUUUCCACAAUCAUUAAAAUAAGGGUUAGGAAAACAUCAUCUCUAAUCAUUAAUUUUCUUUAA
Molecule: messenger RNA, 1373 nt
Organism: Carya illinoinensis
Lineage: Eukaryota; Viridiplantae; Streptophyta; Magnoliopsida; Fagales; Juglandaceae
Product: probable WRKY transcription factor 29
Exons: 2
Coding region: 131-1060 (309 amino acids)
Biological process (GO): regulation of DNA-templated transcription
Cellular component (GO): nucleus
Molecular function (GO): transcription cis-regulatory region binding; DNA-binding transcription factor activity
Source: RefSeq, a predicted model, not a curated record